UCUUUGUACAGCAACUGCAGAGCCAGCCUCGUCGACAACAUCUGGGAACGCCUCCCCAACGAAACUGCGACGCAAAGACGAAAUGGACCGGGGUGCACUGCGAUACCAUGGCGAGGUGAUCGACCUUUUAUCCGAUGAUGACGACGCCGACUUCAUGGAAUACCAUGACGCCUUCGACGCCAUCCCAGGAGCCGAUGAUUUUGCGCACAAUUUCCUCGAUCUCGACGACUCAGAUGAUCUAGAUGAUCCCAACGUGAUCGACCUCACCGCUUUUGCCGAUAUACCAGAUAUCGAUGUCCCAGCAGGCCCAAAUCUCGGAGGCGGACCGUCACGUGCUGCUCAGGAUGUGGACCUUAUGGAUAGCGAACUGAUCACCGAAGCGGCGUGCCUACAGAUGGUUUUGGAUGUUCUACCCGAUAUUUCGGUAGACCAUGUCCUCAACCUGAUUAAAGAGAAGACGCAGGACCACACGCGAACUCCGACCGAGUGCCAGCAAAUCAUUUCCCAACUCCUUGAUGGCGGCGCCUAUCCGAAAGAGCAAGAUGAGAUGAAUAGCCGCAAGAGGAAGCGGGACGACCAUGAUGAUCUGAGCGAGUUUGAGAAUGGACAGCAGGAGACGGACUUACCUGACUAUCAACCGAAUGCGCUGGAACUGCUCAAAGACGAAUUUCUGGACGUGCCAGUACGGCACCUCGAAAACGUUCUGCGGGAGCACAAAACCCUGUUCAAAGCUUACGGUAUCGUCGAGGAACAGUUGCGCGACUAUCGUAACGUCGCCAACAGCUUUACUAAAAUUCGCAAAGCACGUCCAAAGCGCGGAACUCUAUUCGUGAUGGUGGAAAGGGGAAGCUCGCUUGUAAAGGAGCUACGCGCGGCGAAGAAAAAGAGCGAGAAUGAUGAUGCCAAGCGCCGCAAAGCGGAAGAUGCUGCGCGCGCUGAAGAAGAUAAUCUACGACAAGCACAGCUGAGGGGCGAAAUGGGCGAAUGCCUCUGCUGCUUCGAUGACGUCCCGAUUAACCGCAUGACGAGCUGCGAUGGCGACACGGUACACUUUUUCUGCAUCCCAUGCGCGAAGAAGUACGUCGAGGGGGAAAUGGGCAUGGGCCGAUGCCGACCAGUCUGUUUUGCGGAUGCAGAUUGCGGUGGCAUCUUUACUCGCAAACAGCUUCAGGAGUUCCUAGGUGACAAAUCCUUCGACCGACUGGAGCAUAUGCAACAACAGCAGGACUUGGCCGCCGCAGGGCUCGAAUUCUUAUCGGAGUGCCCAUUUUGCGACUACAAGGCCGAAUGCCCGCCCAUCGAUGAAGACAAGGAAUUCCGUUGCUUAAACCCCAAAUGCCGAAAGACGAGCUGCCGACUGUGUCAGAAGGAGACGCAUAUCCCCCUCAACUGCGAAGAAGCGAAGAAAGACGAGCAGAUCACUGUCAGGCACAUCGUGGAGGAAGCAAUGUCAGCCGCUCUAAUCCGCCAAUGCAAUCGCUGCAAACACCCGUUCGUGAAGGAAGAAGGAUGUAACAAAAUGACGUGCACACACUGUCGGAACGUCCAAUGCUAUGUUUGCUCGCAAGACGUCAGGGAUUACCAGCACUUCAACGACGGCCGGGGUCGUGGUUGCCCGCUCCACGACAAUGUCGAAGCUCGUCACAAAGAGGAGGUGAACAAUGCCGCCACAGAAGCUAUGGCCAAGGUCCGGGCCGAGAACCCAGAGAUAUCAGAAGCCGACCUUAUGGUGCAGGUUUCUGACCGCGUCAAACAGGCAGAGCAAGCCCGAUUAGGCCGAGCAGAAGUCGUCAACGCGGCAUUCCCACAUCACAUGGCGGGCGGCGUCCUCAUGCCGGGUCGCAUGGCACGAGCUCCACCACCUCCGCCGAAUCUAGCACUAGCAGCUCAGUAUGUACCUGCUCAGCCCUUUCACGUCGUUCCGCUCGCAAACCUCCCAUACCCUUAUCAGCUUCUUUAUCGGCAGCCGGAUGUUCAUUUUCAUGCGCACUUGCAUCCGCAUCAUUACCAUCCCCAUCCCCCGCUUGACUUCUUUGGUGCAGUACCCAUGGGAUACGAGCCGCAACCACUUGUCGGAAACCGGUUCCAGGCCGUCUUCGACUGGCUUGGAGGUCGCGGGCAGAACGCUCCACAACAACCCGGACUCCAACCGGUCCCUCCGCCCGCCAACCUGCUUGACAUGGGAGCUCAUCUUCCCAUGCGACCCGUGGCAGCUCCGGCGGCCAACGCCGAUCCGCCAGCACCUGUGCCGGCGCCGAAUGCCCAGCGACGAGGGGCAUACCAACACCAGCCUGACUAGAAGGGCCGUAGGCUCUGGCGGCUGAAUUCUCUCUUUUCGGCGACACUGCCUUUCAUAUCUGCACUUAGGAGUCUCGGACCUUGAUCAGAAUGCGUUUCAGCUUAGCAUAGCAUGGCAUUGCGGGAGGAUGGGCGUCUUUCGGAGUAUAUGGUUGGCACUUGCAUGGAAAGGCAUUCUUGAUACCCGGUGAGAGAGGGUCGAAAUAGUUCAAUUGAUGUAGUGAAAAGUAUGACUCAAUACGCAUUCCAAGAC
Molecule: messenger RNA, 2551 nt
Organism: Trematosphaeria pertusa
Lineage: Eukaryota; Fungi; Ascomycota; Dothideomycetes; Pleosporales; Trematosphaeriaceae
Exons: 6
Coding region: 83-2299 (738 amino acids)
Source: RefSeq, a predicted model, not a curated record